AGUAUAAAUAUAUGUUGGAAUAGAAGGUAACAGCAAAGGAGUAGGGAGUGGAACCGUAGGGAGAAUGCAAAAGCAUUAAUCUCUUACACAAAAAGUUGCAACAAACAACCACAAGAAUGGACGACUCAAACCGACUGUAAGUUCACACACACACACACCUCCUCCUCCUCCCCCUUCUUCUUCUUCUUCAUCAUCAUCGUCAUCCGAAAGCCAUCAUUCUCCUCAAAAUUUCUUUAAAAUCCCUCAACAUUCAUGAAAUUCCCAUCUCUUUCCUUUCUUCCUUAACCUAAUUUCCCCUCCUCAAAUGGCUCCUUCCCUUCACAACCCUCCAUUUAUUUUCUUCUUCUUCAUCUUUUCCUUCUUCUUUUUCCCCAUAUCCUCCACAGACACCACUUCCUUGAUCUUCAAAGGCUGUUCCAAACAAAAAUUCCCAGACCCAUCUCAAAUCUACACCCAAAAUCUCAAAUCCCUCUUUUCCACUCUCAUCUCUCAAUCCUCCCAGAAGCCCUUCUUCUCCACAUCUUCAGGCGACGGCGGAACUUCGCUUCAAGGUUUAUUCCAAUGCCGAGGCGAUCUCUCACUCCCACAGUGUAACGACUGUGUUAGUAAGAUUCCAUCCAUGGCAGAUAAACUCUGUGGCCAAGCUCUGGCUGCCAGAGUACAACUCACUGGGUGUUAUUUGCGGUACGAGGUCGCCGGAUUCCGGGAGGUUUCGGGAACGGAGUUGCUGUUUAAGGUUUGUGGGUCGAUUCAGGUGGCCGGAAGUGGGUUUGAAGAGAGGAGGAAUACAGCGUUUGAAAUGGUGGAAAAUGGAGUAAAAAAUGGCGGUGCUCUGUUUUAUGCUGGAAGUUAUAGGUCGGUUUAUGUGUUGGGACAGUGUGAGGGGGAUUUGAGCGAAGGCGAUUGCGGUGGUUGUGUGAAAACGGCGGCUGAGAAGGUUAACGGGGAAUGUGGUGACUCAAUUUCUGGGCAGAUUUAUUUGAACAAAUGCUACAUCAGCUACAAUUACUACCCAAAUGGAAUUCCCAGUAUUUCUUUAGGACCAUUCAGUGUAGGGUCUCGACACAAUACACAAAGAACAGUAGCUCUUGCAGUGGGAGGAUUUGCAGCAUUGGCAUUUCUUAUUGUUUGUUUGCUUUUUGUUAGAUCAGUGAUGAAGAAAAAAAGUAAACAUGGAGGUUGAUUAUUUUUAUCACUCUCUCAUGGUAAUUUGCAUAUUAUAUAAUAUAAUCUUUUAGAGUAUUAAUGUGAAUGAAGAUAGGAUAGGACAAAUAACACUUUAUCUUUUUGUAGUCACAAAGUAAUUAGAUAUAUAUGUGUAUGUGUAGUGGAAGGAAACUAUAUGAUUUUUAUGCAAAGUAAUUUAUAUGGUUUUUUUUUUUAUAAAAAAAUAUAUUUUAAGA
Messenger RNA from Cucumis sativus (cucumber), 1403 nucleotides. RefSeq names its product plasmodesmata-located protein 1. Gene Ontology annotation, cellular component: plasmodesma. Bases 305 to 1183 code for a protein of 292 amino acids. Gene Ontology annotation, biological process: transport of virus in multicellular host; plasmodesmata-mediated intercellular transport. The record is from RefSeq and is a predicted model, not a curated record. Lineage: Eukaryota; Viridiplantae; Streptophyta; Magnoliopsida; Cucurbitales; Cucurbitaceae. The transcript is spliced from 2 exons.